Molecule: messenger RNA, 6612 nt
Organism: Diabrotica virgifera virgifera (western corn rootworm)
Lineage: Eukaryota; Metazoa; Arthropoda; Insecta; Coleoptera; Chrysomelidae
Product: PHD finger protein 21A-like
Exons: 8
Coding region: 419-1729 (436 amino acids)
Source: RefSeq, a predicted model, not a curated record
UCAAUUCAUUUAACUUUCACCUUCAUGUUUAUCAUUUUUACCUUUACGGCCUUUUGUUCAAAAUGUGAAAGUUGUGGUUAAAAUAUUGACAUUGAAAUAAUCCGAAUUUUUGAAGUGCGCCAUUCGUGAUAUGGAUACCCUAAAUACUGACGGUUUUUUAGUGAAAUUGAAUGAAUUUCCUCGUUAUUUAAUUGUGACGCCGCUGGUUUUCUUUCGUCUCUCCACCGUGUUUUUCUUGUCAUAGAACAGAUCAACAGAAAUCCAUGAAAAUUCCAGCCAAUCAAAAAUUACUGUUAGAAAGAAAAAGAAAAUCCUGAAAUUAGUAAAAGAAAAACGAUGAUAAAACUGAGUAUGUGAAAUAGGUGUAGAAAAAAUUUAUUGAACUGAGUUUCUAAAAGUGAAAAGUGUUUUAAGUAAAAUGAAUGGAAUGGAGGUAUCCAAAGAGUUAAAAUGUGACAUUGAAACAAACCAGACUCAACUGAAAACUGCUAUUUGCAACCAUCAGAACAUCCUAGCUAGACUUAAAGCUGAUCCUGAUGAUGUUACGUUGCAAAAGUCGCUCAAUAAGGCAGAGGCAGAUAUUAUCGUUAUUGGAUUGGAACAGAAAAGUCUCUUAGAACGUCUCAGAGAGGAAUAUAAAGCAUACCAGAAAUCCGUAAAUACCAAUUUGAUGAAGAAUGGUCUCGAAGAGCGAAGAUUUAAUCUCACCAGUGCAUUGAACAGAGCUAGGAAACAAACUAUCGUACUAAGAUCUGCCUCUGCCACAUCAUUCUCGGAUGAUUCAUUGGAGCAUUUAUCGCCCCAUUCAUCGCCCGAACAUGCCGCACUGAAUCCAGUGGAACCCCAAGAUAUCACCCAAAUAGAAUUUCUUAACUAUUUCUCCUUGGCGACUCACGAAGCGUACAAGGAGAUGCAAAAUAAAAGAGCGGAGAGAAAGCGACGUAGCACCGCCAACCCGCAUUUUUUGUAUGGAAAUAAAGGUUGGGAUUUUUUGACGAACAACAAACGGAAACGAAAUGCUUUUCUCAUGUCUCCCGUUUCACCUCCGCACACUCGCCAGUCCAUCAAAAGAAAGCAAGAACGUAUUUCACCUCCACUUCCUAACACCACAUCGGUCAUAUCGUCGACGAUAUCGAAGAGCCCGAUCAAAUCAGAGCAAAAUGGAAACGCAAGCAGCACUUUAACCAAUUCGCAAUUCAACUCGUUCCCGAUAAUUCCUAAUCUUCCCAGUGGCCUUAGUAUCGAGAGAGUUAGCCCAACGGGCAGUUUGUCGCCAGAUAACAGAACUUGUGUGACUUGUAAACAGCCAGGAGCUCUUACCUUGUGCGAAGUGUGCGGCAAUAAUUUCCACAUCAGUUGUCACAACCGUCCUUUGACCCACACUCCACGCCAAUGCCCGAAAUGCAUUGUUAAAGAAACUAGAACCGUAGGUUCGCUCAAUGUGCCUUCAUAUAUGACAGUGUCGUGCUUUACGCCGGCUCAAAUGUCAGAAAAACUGGACCAAAAGAAGCAGCUAGAAGAGAUAAAGCAAUCUCUCGCCGCCGAAUUGACGCAGCUACAAGACCGACAUUCACAAUUGACCAUAUCUUUAAAAGAUCAGAAGAACCAACAAGACCAACUCUUGAUGACGCAGAACAGCACCCAAGAUAAGAUCAAGCAGAUCUUGAGCUUUAUCGAAAAAGUCAAGAAUCCCAUCUGUUCUGAGAUCGAAACUAUCGAAAUAUCUUGAUCAAGUUAAAUUUGACGUUUUUAUUAUAAUAAUUAUUGUUACUUUGUUUUUUAGGAUUAUUAAAAUUAAUAAAAUUGGUCUUGGUGGUAUAAGAAUAAUGAUGUCUCCAACGAAAUUAUGUUCUAAAGUUUAUAGGAUACUACAUUUCUUUCUCUGUUUUUUAUCUACCUAUUCUCUCCGUCCCAAAUGCAUGUCAAUAGGUUUGUUCGUAGAACGAUCAGCAACCGUUGCCAACCAUCAGACGCAUGCGCGUUCAUAGUCUACGAACGCUAACUGUUAACUGCGCAUGUGGCUGAUGGUUGGCAACAGUUGCUGAUCGUUUGGAUCGUACUACGAACAAACCUAUUGUCAACCAUCUACACCCACGGACGAAAAUAUCGAAUAUUUUGAAAUUUUUUGUGCUGCAACCCUUAGCCCUCCCCGUGUCUCAGGUUUAGGCUAAGGCCAGACACGCGAUAAUUUACGGCGCCGUAAGAGCCGUAAAAUGAAGCGCGAAAAUGGGUCACACGGUGAGAGUAGUAGAUGACCAGACUGAGCUGUAAAAUAUCGCGCAGCAACAUCGAACGGGCCCAUCUUCGGCGUGUGUCACAAAUGAAUGGACCUGGGUCCAAAUUUGUAGCUCAUCUAGCCACAACAACGACCAAAACACUGUAUUUACAUCUCGCGACACGCCGUAAUUUACAUUCCCGUCUGGCCAUGCUUUUUACUGCAGCUACUGCCGCUUCAUUUUACAGCUCUUGCGGCGCCGUAAAUUAUCGCCUGUCUGGCCGUACGCUUAGGAUUAAUUUUCCGAAUGCGGUGUUUCAAAGUAUCAUUUAAAUUCUAGAUCAGAUUUAACUCCGAUAUAGGCUAUAUGCUGGCCAAUAUAAUUUUUCAACUGAAUCUCAUACUCAAGGUAAGUAUGGUCCUCUUCGCAGGCAUUUUUCAGUGCGUCACAAGUGAGAGAAAAAAAGGUAAGUCCGUGAUAAUACACAUUUAUAACAUAACAUUUUAGUUAAAUCUGACAGUGACAGUUGUCAGAAUCGUAAUCAGCCAAAUAUGAAAAGGGUAUUGCAGUAUAACCCUUUUAUUUGUAAUUUGGUAUAAAAACAAAUCAAUUGUGUUUAUUUCUUUUGAUUUGUAUAGUCUUAUAAAUUGUACAGAUUAUAGUCGUAUAUAUAAUUCGUAAAUCAUUUUUUGUUCGAUUGCAACAGCUAGAAUAAAUGUUGAAAUGACUGUAAUCACGGAAGUACGUUUUUUUCUGUCACUUCCAACUUAAUCCGUUAGAAAGAAAUCGUAAAACUGUGACGCACUGAAAAGUGCCUAUGAGAAAAAAAUUAUUAACUACGUGGAAUUAAGUAAACACUUCUGUUGUAUGUAGGCAUAUGAAUUUAUUAAAAUUCUUAAAAUUUAUCCACAAGGGAGUGGAAGUACAAAACGUUUUCGGUCAAACUGACCAUCAUCAGUGUAAACCUGGAAAUAAGUGAAUGGUUACACUGAUGAUGGUCAGUUUGACCGAAAACGUUUUGUACUUUCACUCCCUUGUGGAUAAAUUUUAAGAAUUUUAAUAAAUUCAUAUGCCUACAUACAACAGAAGUGUUUAAUUCAUUCCACGUUGUUAUAUCGAAGGUAUACAGCCAACUACAGGGUUUACCCCUUUUUAAAGUUUUAGAUUAUUAACUAUUCUAGCGACAUGAAGACGUGCGUUAACGUACAUUAGCACGAAUCUAUCAUAUCAUAUCCAAUAUGGCUGGCAAAACAGGAUCUUCUAAAAUGUUUUUAAUGUACGUGUCAGCUUUCGUUCAUCCAAUCACCUCUAUAAGUUCGGUAUUCCCUUUUCAAGAAAUACCAUUCCAUAGCACUAUGCCGCCACAUCCAAAAUUAACGCUUUGUAUGAGGUUACAACUGACAUACCGUUUACCAACUCUUCUAUAGACGAAGUUUUGUCAGUCAUGCUUCCAUAUGGUGAACGGUAUGCCAGUUGUAACCUCAUACAGAGCGUUAAUUUUGGUGGUGACUGCAUAGUGCCAUGGAAUGGUAUUUCUUGGAAAAGACAUACCGAACCUGUGGAGGUGAUUGGGUGAAUGACAGCUGACAUGUACAUUAAAAACAUUUUAGAAGAUCAUGUCUUACCAAUUAUCGACCAUAAUGGAUGUGACAGAUUCGAGCUAAUGCACCAUUAGAAUAGUGAAUACUUACCUUGAUGAUAUUCAAUUUAAAAGAUGACAUUGGCCACAAUAUAGCCCAUAUCAGAUUUAAUUUCGAUCGAGUGUGACACUUAAGAGAUCGCAUUCGGAAAAGAAAUCCUAUCCCUAUGACCCUCGGAGGGCUCAGCCCAAAGGAUUGCAGCCCAAAAAAUGUCAGUCCACAUGAUAAUUUCAAAAUAUUCGAUAUUUUUGUCCAUAAGUAUAUAAUUAUAGAAAGUUAAUAAGUGUAAUCAAUACGUUUUCUUCAUGCUUUUAGUCAAUUUGUUCGUAUUUUAGCAAAUGAAUCCCCAAAAAAUCUUAAAAGUUGCUUCCAAUCACAGUUCUUCCAUUUCUGUAGUUUUUCCGACACUCGCCAUUGACUGGUGGUGUUCUCGUUAGGAAAUAGCUAUAACGAUUUCUUUUCUGGAAAAGAAUGAACUUAAAUAUUGUUAAAAAACCAAGGUAGUGUUCCGUUAGAGUCGUUAGACCAAUCUAGAAACUAGUUCGCUAUCUUUGGAUCCUUAGGAGUAGUAACUUACUCGUUGUCAUCUCAUAGACAUAAUAAGAAUUGACAAGGUAAGGUAUGGGCCGUUCUGUGGAUAGAGAUGUGUAACGCCAAUAUCAAGGACGUCAUUGGUCAAUAUGAGUGGUCUAGCCAUCUUUGUCUGUCACAUGCGCGGGUUCGCGCGGAAAAGAGAGAAAGAUAGACCACCUACCGACUGCUCCGCGUUACACUAUUUUGCCUACCAUGCCUAGUCUAUUUUUAUUAUGUCUAUGGAUCAUCUUCGCCUAUUAUGACGUUAUUAUGACGUCAGAACAGAAUAAAAAUAAAUAUUAGGUGUAUAAAGAAUUACAGUUGAGUCCGCGAGUCUUUACCCGUGCGUCAUUAAUACCUGGCGAGAUAGACAUACUUUUUAUCUAGCAUCAUUCUCUUCCACCCAUGAAACUAGUGACAAACCAGCUGCCGCCUGUUAUUAAGUAAAAACACGUUAUUUUUAUGAACGAUCUAGACUCAGUGCAUUGAAAAGAGAUAGGUACAAAGAAAGACGAUUGGGGAUGUUUUCACAUAUUUUAUUUUAAGUACAAUUUCUGACGUUUUGGUUUGUUUACUUUUGUGGCUGUCAGUUUGUUGAAUUUUUUGCUGUUAUUUUGUCGAAUUUUUGCAUUUUGAAGUUUUUUAUACUAUACAAACAGUUGUUUUCACAACUAAUUUUAUAUUGGAGUUAGAAAUUUUAUGAUAAGUUUAUGUUAUUUUACGAUAAAUUUAGACAACAUACAAAUAACCUCAUUGUUGACAAAGUUAAGGAAUGCUUGUGUUUAAUGUUUCGCCAAAAUGAAUAAAAUAACAAAAAAAAAUAUGCUAUCGAAUUUUUUGUAUAAAUUGUUUAUUUAUUUAUUAAUCAAUGAUAAUUAAUAAAAGAAUUUAUUAAGCUACUUCAAAUGUAGCUGUAAUUAUGCACCAAAAUUUUAAAGCAAAACUUAAAUUUGACAUUCUAUUUAUUUGAUAACGUCAAAUUUUAUACUUUAACCCGUGAUCGGUUUAAUACCCACUUUCUGUCACUUGCUGUUGCGUUUAGUAAAUUUCCAACUUAUUUCGUAUGCUUUAAAUGAUGACGCACGGGUAAAGACUCGGGGACUCAACUGUAUAAAGGUGUAUUUUUUCCUACUAUUCCAGAGAUUGAUUCCAUUUUAGUUCAACUCAAGUUUUUUUGACAGUUUGCCAUUAGACAGUAACGACAAUAAUUUUCUUCGGUGAUAGAAUAAUAAUUUUUCAGUUUUUUGGUUUUGGGAAUACUAAAAAUGAUGUAGGAGCACGAUUGGUGAAUAUAAAUAAUUGUGAUGUAAUGCUCAAGUAAUUGAUAAAACAAGAGCAUACACAAAAGAGCUACACAAUGAUCAUUUUGUACAUAAAUUUCAUUAUAAAUUCAUUGUGUAAAUCUUUGUUUAAAGUAUAUUUAUUUUAUAGGUUUUAAUCGACUGUAGGUUUUGGUCCCCACUUAACAAACUUUUCUAAUACGGAAACUUUUCUGGAGGGGGGCGUGUCGCAAAUAUAGAGGUUUCCAAACUUUGGUGUGUCCGACAACUGGAGUAGCCUUAAAAAUUUGUCGGACAAUAUUACCAGUUAAUUGUAAAUAUUUUUAUCAAACAAUCCUGCAAAAAUCAGAUGUGAGGGUGUAAAUUUUAUGACUCUUUAUGAUGCGUGCGCCCCCCACACGGGCAGCGUACUAUGGAGAUUAUUUUUUUGCAGAAUUGUUUGAUAAAAAUACUUACAACUUACUGGUAAAAUCGUCCUACAAAUUUUUAAGGAUUCUCCAGUUCUACGAGACAUCUAUAUUUACGAGAAUCCCCCUCACGAAAAUUUUCCGUAUUAGAAAAUAACCGAAUAAAAUAAAUAAAAGUCGCAUGAGGGAGGUAGUAAUUUUUUUAAGUGUGGGCCAAAGAUCUAUUGGAAUAUUUGUUGUAAUUAUUUAUGAAAAAAUAAAAGACGGAGAAAUUGGGUAGCAUUUUAAUUUUACACUGCCAAGCUCAAAAACUGUUGCAAAAAAUGAUGUAUCGCUAUGUUUUCGGAUGUAAAUAGUAUGUUUUUGUAACGAUUUUUUAAUAAAAAUUGGUACAUUUUUAUUAUGCUAUAUUUUAUUAGUUUUAAAGAUACAGACUGAUCGUAUUUUGUUAAUGGGAACAUGUUCCAUAAGAUAUUAAUAAACGAUUUUUAUAAUA